UAGAUAUCGUUUCUGCUGGAGAAGGCGAGUCUUAUAGUUCCUUCACAAUGGGCAGUCUUCCCUCAGAUGCAUCUGGACAACAGCAGCAUCGGGUCAUGGAGAAGUGUCCCUAGCUUUACCAACCCGUGUACGCGGAGAUAUCAGCUGUAUUUUCGGUGGAGAACAUUCGCUUAUCCGGUGUUUUGUCAGCGGGAUUGUCGAUUGUCUUUUAAGCGCACCGGCUCACACCAUCAGCUCCGCCCGAAGGCGCAGGGGCCCGUGAGAGCACCAGGGAGAAGAUGAAUAUCCAGGUUCUGCCAGAACACAAGCUCUCGUCGGUGGCCCCGCUGAAACAGUGCAAUGUGGAGAAAAAAGAAGUUGAACUGAUACUGGUGAAGGACCAGAAUGGCGUCCAGUACACCAGUUCCUCCAUCAUUCCCACCCCUGGCCACCUCGCAGGUCCUCCCGGAUCCACCGAGGACGAGCGAGAAACUUGGGGCAAGAAAAUAGACUUUCUCCUGUCGGUUAUUGGCUUCGCGGUUGACCUGGCCAAUGUUUGGAGAUUUCCUUACUUGUGCUACAAAAAUGGAGGAGGUGCAUUUUUGAUCCCAUACAUUCUUUUCUUGGUCAUUGCGGGGAUGCCAUUGUUCUACAUGGAACUUGCCUUGGGCCAAUACAACAGGGAAGGGGCGGCUACAGUUUGGAAAAUUUGCCCUAUCUUUAAAGGUGUGGGCUAUACUGUGAUCCUCAUAGCCCUGUAUGUUGGCUUCUACUACAAUGUCAUCAUUGCCUGGUCUCUCUACUACCUGUUCUCCUCCAUGACCAAUGAGCUGCCGUGGCUCAAAUGUGGCAACAUUUGGAACAGUGAGAACUGCACCGACCCCAAAACCCUCAACGGAUCUGUCCUCGGCAACGGAACAUCUUACGCCAAGUACAAGAUCACCCCGGCAGCUGAGUACUAUGAACGGGGUGUGCUACAUCUCCAUGAGAGUAGGGGUAUCCAGGACCUGGGCCUGCCUCGCUGGGAUUUGUCAUUGUGUCUCGUGGUGGUGGUCUUCAUCCUCUAUUUCAGCCUGUGGAAAGGUGUCAAGUCCUCAGGGAAGGUGGUGUACAUCACAGCUACCAUGCCCUACGUGGUACUUUUUGUUUUGUUGAUCCGAGGCAUAACUCUACCAGGGUCCUGGGACGGCAUCAAGGCCUACCUCCACAUAGACUUCAAGCGGCUCAACAAUCUAGAGGUGUGGAUUGAUGCUGCCACCCAGAUAUUCUACUCACUAGGAGCAGGAUUUGGGGUGCUCAUUGCUUUUGCCAGUUAUAACAAAUUUGACAACAACUGCUACAGGGACGCUCUCUUGACCAGCACUGUGAACUGUGUCACCAGUUUCUUCUCAGGGUUUGCCAUCUUCUCUGUGCUUGGUUACAUGGCUUACAAACAUGGGGUGAAAAUUGAAGAUGUGGCAACAGAGGGGGCAGGAUUGGUGUUUAUCAUUUACCCUGAGGCAAUUUCUACACUGCCUGGCUCAACAUUUUGGGCUAUUGUGUUCUUCAUCAUGUUGCUGACUCUGGGCAUUGACAGCUCGAUGGGUGGCAUGGAGGCAGUCAUCACAGGCCUAUCAGAUGACUUCAAGAUCCUCAAGAGACACAGGAAACUGUUCACCUUUGCCACUGCCUUUGGAACCUUUCUGGUUGCACUCUUCUGCAUUACUAAUGGUGGGAUCUACGUGCUGACCCUGUUAGAUAAGUACGCAGCAGGGACAUCUAUACUAUUUGCUGUGUUGAUCGAGGCCAUUGGAGUGUCAUGGUUUUACGGUGUGGACCGCUUCAGCGAAGAUAUCGAGCGAAUGAUGGGCUUCAAGCCAGGUCUUUACUGGAGGCUGUGCUGGAAAUUUGUCAGCCCCGCUUUUCUGCUGUUUGUUGUAAUAGCCAGUACUGUGACAUCGUCAGGCCUAAAGUAUGAUGAGUACGUCUUCCCUAAUUGGUCCAACGUAGUUGGCUGGAGUGUGGCCAUGUCCUCCAUGCUGUUUGUCCCCUGCUAUGCCAUAUAUAAAUUCUGCAGCGUACAAGGAACAUUCAAAGAGAGGAUAGCCUAUUGCAUUACCCCAGAACAUGAACAGCAUUUGGUGGCUGAGGGAAAUAUACGGCAGUUCACACUUAAGCAUUGGUUGGCCAUCUGAUGGCAAUCACCCAGAAUUCCCUCAUCCAUUCUCACAUCUGGUGUUUGGAGUUCCUGUGUGCCACCAGUGGUCGGACAGACAAGAAGAGCAACAGACUCCAACCUCUCUCAGCAGCUUGCCUCUUCUCCCUGUGCAUUUACUACCCAAGGCCUUUGUUGUCAACAGUAGCUUCAAGCACUUUGAUUUCAGAGUUAGGCCUGUUAACAUUUUGAAACCAUUCAACAGCUUAAUUGCUUAAGGGAGGGGCACCCCAUGGGGACAAUGUACUGUUAUUGGCCCAUGGACAUUUUUAUGUUUUUUAUAUACUAUUUGAAUUAAUCAUAACUUUACUUAUGUAUGUGAUGCGACCAUUAUCUCCUGGAAGGGACAUUAAGUUAUAGUAAAACCAAAACAAUCCCAUUAUCCUGUAUAUUAGUAUGCAGGGGAGCCAAAUAUAGUGUUAAAUAUUUCAAUUUUUAAACUUUUUUAGGUCAAUGAUAAUUUAUUAUUACAUCACUGUUAUAUUGGAAGAAAGUCUCUGGUCUUGCUGUUCUGUUGGCAUAGUGGCUUAUCUGUGUCAGUGCCUUAUCAAGCGAGACACUCCAUGUUUCUUACAGUCCGUACAGGAAGAAAUAAAAUCAACUGUGUUGACUCAGGAACCCACCAAAUCAAGCCACAGUUAGUGGAUGGCAAUCUCUUGAUUUGACCCAGUCCUUUGAUACAGAAGUCAAACAGCUGGAGGUCAACAGUGCAUCAAGGUCAAGCUCCUUAAAUUAUAUCAGGCCUGCUAUAACGCUUUUGUGUCACAUUCUGUUACAGAAAAGGGAAAAGUGCAUGUAUCACUCCAAAGCUUUAAAUGAACUGAGGCAGGCUUCAUUCACCUUAUACUUUGAAACGUCAGACUCACAACCAGGCCUUAAUCUCAAUGAAAGUCUAAGGCUGAACCUGGUCAGUGUCGGCUGCUUACUGAAGAUUCAGCAAAACAAAUGGCGCAACUGUUAUAGUUUUGUAUUAUUGUUGUGUAACUUUUACUUUGCAAAUGUUUGUCUGUUCAGUGCUUCUGAGGAAUAUAUGUGGCUUUUCCUCCAAAGAGACAGCAAGAGAAAGAGAGAGAGAGAGAGAG
Molecule: messenger RNA, 3255 nt
Organism: Sander lucioperca (pikeperch)
Lineage: Eukaryota; Metazoa; Chordata; Actinopteri; Perciformes; Percidae
Gene: slc6a2
Product: solute carrier family 6 member 2
Exons: 15
Coding region: 279-2153 (624 amino acids)
Biological process (GO): sodium ion transmembrane transport; dopamine uptake involved in synaptic transmission
Cellular component (GO): neuron projection; neuronal cell body membrane; presynaptic membrane
Molecular function (GO): norepinephrine:sodium symporter activity; dopamine:sodium symporter activity
Source: RefSeq, a predicted model, not a curated record